AUGCUAGCCACUGGCCACACCCUCCGGUUCUCUGGACCACAAAAUGAAGAAGACAAUCACCACAAUGGGGUUGGAUUGCUUCUAACAAAUACUGCUCACAAGAGCCUUCUUGAAUGGGAACCAAUCAAUGACAGGAUCUUGAGAGCCAGGUUCAACUCUAAGUUCCAGGAAGUGACCAUCAUUCAGUGUUACGCCCCUACAAACCUGACAGAUGACAACACCAAGGAAGAUUUCUAUGGCCAUCUCCAGAGCGGCCUAGAUAAAGUCCCAAAGCGCGACAUCACUAUAGUCAUGGGCGACAUGAACGCCAAGGUAGGUUGUAACAACACAGGAAAGGAGCUCAUCAUGGGAAAGCAGGGAGUUGGAGAUAUCAAUGAGAACGGAGAGUUAUUCACUGACUUUUGUGAACUGAAUGACCUUGUCAUAGGUGGCACCAUAUUUGCUCACAAAGACAUUCACAAAGUUACAUGGACAUCACCCGACAAGUCAGUGAAAAACCAGAUUGACCAUUUGGCGAUCUUGCGAAGAUGGAGGACAACCCUCAGCGAUGUCAGAGCUUAUCGAGGAGCAGAGAUUUGCUCAGACCAUGAACUUCUCAAAGCAAAGCUUCAGGUCAGAAUUGCAAGGGUCAGAACGCAAGGGAACACCAAGAGUCCACGCUCCGAUAUCACCAAGCUGAAGACGCCUCAGGACAAGCAAGAGUUCUCCAUCAGUCUGAGAAACAAAUUCGAAGCUCUGGCGGAUGCAGAUGCUGACUCGCUGGAGAAUAAAUGGGAACAGGUAAAGAACACUUUCACAGUCUGUCUGUGA
Molecule: messenger RNA, 810 nt
Organism: Dreissena polymorpha
Lineage: Eukaryota; Metazoa; Mollusca; Bivalvia; Myida; Dreissenidae
Product: craniofacial development protein 2-like
Exons: 1
Coding region: 1-810 (269 amino acids)
Biological process (GO): chromatin remodeling
Cellular component (GO): nucleus
Source: RefSeq, a predicted model, not a curated record